Messenger RNA from Amborella trichopoda, 4693 nucleotides. RefSeq names its product SNF2 domain-containing protein / helicase domain-containing protein / F-box family protein. Gene Ontology annotation, biological process: DNA repair. Lineage: Eukaryota; Viridiplantae; Streptophyta; Magnoliopsida; Amborellales; Amborellaceae. Gene Ontology annotation, molecular function: ATP binding; protein binding; ATP-dependent activity, acting on DNA. Gene Ontology annotation, cellular component: nucleus. The record is from RefSeq and is a predicted model, not a curated record.
UGAUGAAGCACCCUCUCUCCCAAAUGUCCCCAUUUAACAAGUAAUCGCCCUCUCUUCAUAGUCAAAUCUAUCUCCAUUUUGCUCCCUCUUCUUCCUGCCCUCUCUCAUAAUAUUUAUUAGGGGAGCAAAGUGCAGGCUCUGAAAUUCCAACUCCCAACCCGAGCUUGAGUCCCGUUUCAUUCUGUCUAGAGAGAGAAGAAGGGGAAGAAGAUAGAUGGUCUGCAAACCCCGUGGUCCGACCAUGCCUGCGCCACCGCCUCGUAAACCUUCAAUCCCAGACACCAAUGACCACAAGCUCUGCGGCUUCCUCCUCGCCGUUCUCUCUCUCAACCCACCAAACCAGGAACAAGAGCACCAUGAACCAGAAGAGUCCCCGCAAUUAACCAUUGAUUCUCCUCUCUUUCUCUCCUCCGAGGGACCCAAUGCGGGUUUUCGUACUGGAGCGGGUCACCUUCUCUCUCCUGUAUCAAAUGAGCCUUCUCUCCCCUCUGGCCAAAAGCAGAUGACCCCAAAUGGCUCUUCUAGUAGGAAACGAAGGAGAGUUGGCCAUGGAGGCACAAGCAUUGUGCGGCAUCUCCAUGUUCUCAUCGCCAACAAGUGUAUUAGAAUUUGUGCUCGAAUAAUUAGGGUUUUAGAGAGAGAAGUGGAGGGGGCUAGAGCGGUUGUUAUUGUGGAUGUUUACUUGCCCCUUUCUCUCUGGUCUGGUUGGCAAUUCCCCAAGUUUGGCGCCAUGGCUGCUUCUCUCUUCGCCCACUUGAGCUGUAAUUGGGAAGAGAGGAAUACAUUGCUUGAAUACCCUGAAAAUUAUGAAAAAGUUAUUCAGGGAGAUGGUAACCGCAUUUGGAACCCUUCUGAUUGUCAUGUCCUUGGAUGCAAAGUCCACUGUAGUAGAUCAGGUUCCAAAAAGAAAAACCCAUUUGAACUUCAUGAGAUCUUCAAGAACUUACCUGGUCUGGGGAUGGAGAAGAGGUCAUAUUAUGCUAGAAUCAGAUCUGAAACUGCUCCUUUGGGUUCUGGUAUAUGGGAUUUAUCUGACGACCUCUUGACUGGUGUUUUAAGUGCUCUUAACCCAAAGGACCUCAUUAAGGUUUCUGCUACAUGUCGCCAUCUAAGGUCCUUGGCAGUGUCAAUCAUGCCCUGUAUGAAGCUUAGGCUUUUUCCCCAUCAGCAAGAAGCAGUUAAGUGGAUGUUGCAGAGAGAACGCCAUGCUGAGGUUCUUCCACAUCCUCUUUAUAUGGAUUUUUCCACCGAGGAUGGGUUCCAUUUUUAUAUCAAUUCAGUUUCUGGUGAGAUAUCUACUGGGGCUGUUCCCACUAUCACAGAUUUUCGGGGGGGACUGUUUUGUGAUGAGCCUGGAUUGGGGAAAACCAUAACUGCACUCUCCCUUAUCCUCAAAACCCAUGGAACAUUGGCUGGACCACCAAGUGGUGUGGAGGUUAAAUGGUGUUCUCAUAAUCCCGAUGAGCAAUGUGGGUAUUAUGAACUCAGUGCAAAGAGUAACUCUACUCCAUCUAAAAUCACUUCGUCUUGGAAAAGGCUCUUGGGACAGAAUGGGCGGAGGGGGCAAAUAAGUUCUGAUAUGUUUUCUCCAGAAAAUAAAUUUGAAGAAACACCAAUUAGCUCAAAUUCUUCAAAAUGGGCAUUAGUGUUACCAACUACCCAUUCUACAUCAUCUAGGGAUUCCUUGUCCAAAGUUAGACUUUCUUUGCAGAAAACCCAUUUUGUUCGGUGCACCAGAAGCUUGACCAGAGUGAAGAGAAACCUUCUGGAGACUUAUGGGCAGGAAUCUGGCUUAAGUCAUGAAGAAGAUAAGCUGGAGAAAGAGGUUCAUGAAAAGCGAAGCAUAUUGAGUGGUCCUAAAGCUGAAACUUGGUUAAAAGAGGGUAGUUUUUCUUUUUCACCAACAUCAGAUAAUCGGAAGAAGCCUAAGAAUAUUCAUGGUGGGGGUUCUGAAUUAAACGAGACUUGGGUUCAGUGUGAUGCUUGUAGCAAGUGGCGGAAGCUCUCUAAGGACAAAAGCAUACCUGAUUCUAAGGUUGCCUGGUUUUGCAGUAUGAACAGUGACCCAUUUCACCAAAAUUGCACUGACCCGGAGGAGUCUUGGGACUACAGCAAGUCCAUAACAUACUUACCUGGAUUCCAUAACAAAGAAGCACCUUCUGGAGAGGAGCAAAAUGUAUCAUUUUUCAUGGGUGUACUUAAGGAGCAUUGUUCAUUAAUAAACAACGAAACAAAAAAGGCUUUAACCUGGCUAGCUAAUCUUUCCUCUGAUAAACUUUUACAGAUGGAAACAACAGGAAUUGCACCUCCACCAUCUUUAAAUAUGGUUGCUGUCUCAGGAAAAGAUGUCCAUAAUUACCGUGAAAUUUUUCAAGCAUUUGGCCUUACAAAAAGGGUUGAAAAGGGUGUUAUUAGGUGGUUUUAUCCUCGCAACCUCCAUAAUUUGGCAUUUGAUUUGGAUGCUCUGAAAAUUGCCUUAACCAAACCACUGGAUAUAUUCAGGCUGUAUUUGUCAAGAGCAACUUUAAUUGUUGUCCCAGCAAAUUUAGUGGAACACUGGAAAAACCAAAUUUUUAGGCAUGUUAGUCCUGGGCAAUUGCGUGUUUAUGUAUGGACUGAUAACAAGAAACCUCAAGCCCACAAUCUUGCGUGGGACUAUGACAUUGUCAUUACAACCUUUCACCGUUUAAGCAUAGAAUGGGGCCGGCGAAAGAGGAGUGCUUUAAUGGAAGUGCAUUGGCUUAGGGUUGUGUUGGAUGAGGGGCACACACUUGGGGCUGGUCUAAACUUGACAAAUAAAUUACAAAUGGCCAUCUCUUUGGCUGCUUCAGCUCGGUGGUUAUUAACUGGAACACCCAUCCCGAACACACCCAGUAGCCAAGUUGCUCAUCUUCAACCCAUGUUGAAAUUCCUCCAUGAAGAGGCUUAUGGGGAUAACCAGAAGUCAUGGGAAUGUGGUAUUCUCAGGCCAUUUGAAGCAGAAAUGGAGGAGGGGAGGAUGAGGCUUUUGGAGCUUCUUAGGAGGUGCAUGAUUAGUGCCAGGAAAGCAGAUUUACUAACAAUCCCUCCUUGUAUCAAGAAGAUAACUUUCCUCCAUUUCACUGAAGAGCAUGCUAAGAGUUACAACGAACUGGUGGUUACAGUUCGUAGAAAUAUUCUAAUGGCGGAUUGGAAUGAUCCUUCUCAUGUUGAGUCUCUCCUAAAUCCCAAGCAAUGGAAGUUCAGGAGCAAUUUGAUCAGGAACGUGAGGCUGUCUUGCUGUGUUGCUGGGCAUAUUAAAGUGACAGAUGCAGGUCAAGAUAUCCAGGAAACGAUGGAUAUACUGGUGCAACAAGAUCUGGAUCCUGAUUCGGAAGAGUAUGUUCUCAUAAAGUACGCACUCCUGAAUGGGGGUAAUUGUAUCAGAUGCAAGGAAUGGUGCCGCUUGCCUGUUAUCACGCCAUGCAUGCAUUUGUUGUGCCUCGAUUGUGUUGCCCUAGACAGUGAGAGGUGUACCUUUCCUGGAUGUGGGCAUCCAUAUAAGAUGCAGAGUCCUGAAAUACUAACCCGUCCAGAAAACCCUAAUCCCAAGUCUGUUCCUCAAGAUCUUAUUGAGUUGCAACCAUCAUAUAAACAGGAUAAUUGGGAUCCAGAUUGGCAAUCAACAUCAAGUAGCAAAGUUGCCUAUCUUGUAGAGAGUUUGAAAGCCUUGCAAGAGGCAAAUAGACAGUUGGGUUAUUGUCUUGAUAAAAGGGAUGGUCUAGGAGCAACCAGAGAGGUUCCUUUAUCUUAUCCAAAUGAUUGUUCAGAUGAUUUAAUACAUGAUGAAAGCAUGAAUUUCAAUAAAGGACUACCUGAGAAAGUGAUCAUAUUCUCACAGUUUCUUGAGCAUAUACAUGUCAUUGAACAGCAGUUGACAGUUGCUGGAGUCAGAUUUGCUGGAAUGUAUAGUCCAAUGCAUUCGAGCAACAAGAUGAAGUCGCUGAUGACUUUUCAACAUGAUGCAAACUGUAUGGUGCUUCUAAUGGAUGGCAGUGCAGCCUUGGGUCUGGAUUUAAGCUUUGUUACUCAUGUUUUUUUGAUGGAACCUAUAUGGGACAGAAGUAUGGAGGAACAGGUUAUUAGUCGUGCCCACCGCAUGGGAGCAACUCGUCCCAUUCAUGUGGAAACAUUGGCCAUGUAUGGUACCAUUGAAGAGCAAAUGCUGGAAUUCUUACAGAACCCUACUGAGUGCAGAAGAGCCUUUAAAGAAGAUAUUUGUGCCAUAGAACAUGAAGGGAAACGGGCUCAUCGUACAUUGCAUGAUUUUGCUGAGAGUAAUUAUCUAGCACGGCUUAGCUUUGUGAGGACUUGAGUUGGGUCCUGAAGGACCUUCAAUCUCUGUAAAUAUAUAUCGCUCUGACGAUUGCCAGCAAACUCAAGCUCUAUAGGCUGUGAUUCUCCGGGUAAUUUGCCCUAGGUCGGAUGGGCCAUUCAAUUUUGUUUAGGAAAUUAUUGACCAUUGGCCAUUUGGAAAAAGAAUUUGAGAAUACUAGUUGUUUUUAGUUGUGGAAAGAUCAAACAGGAGCAUUAGAAAAAUGUAAAGGAUGUAACAUGACUUUCAAAGUUUGUAAGAAUCCAAUUAACUGUAUAUGGAACCGUAGAUCUCACCAUUUACGAUCCCAAGUCUCUAAAAACUGUGCAGAAGUCUAAAUCAUGUCGUUUUUAAGAGCAA